AUGCUGCGGAUCCUGUGCCUGGCACUCUGCAGCCUGCUGACCUGCACGCGAACUGACCCUGGGGCCCUGCUGCGGUUGGGCAUGGACAUCAUGAACCAGGUCCAGAGCGCCAUGGAUGAGAGUCAUAUCCUGGAGAAGAUGGCAGCUGAGGCAGGCAAGAAACAGCCAGGGAUGAAGCCGAUCAAGGGCAUCACCAAUUUGAAGGUGAAGGAUGUCCAGCUGCCCAUCAUCACACUGAACUUUGUACCUGGAGUGGGCAUCUUCCAAUGUGUGUCCACAGGCAUGACCAUCACUGGCAAGAGCUUCAUGGGAGGGAACAUGGAGAUCACUGUGGCCCUGAACAUCACAGCCACCAACCAGCUUCUGCGGGAUGAGGAGACUGGCCUCCCUGUGUUCAAGAGUGAGGGCUGUGAGGUCAUCCUGGUCAAUGUGAAGACCAACCUGCCUAGCAACAUGCUGCCCAAGGUGGUCAACAAGUUCCUGGACAGCACACUGCACAAGGUCCUCCCUGGGCUGAUGUGUCCUGCCAUCGAUGCGGUCCUGGUGUAUGUGAACAAGAAGUGGACCAACCUCAGUGACCCCAUGCCCGUGGGCCAGAUGGGCACCAUCAAAUAUGUCCUGACGUCCACACCGGCCACCACAGCCAGCUACAUCCAACUGGACUUCAGUCCUGUGGUGCAGCAGCAAAAGGGCAAAACCAUCAAGCUUGCUGAUGCCGGGGAGGCCCUCGUGUUCCCCAAGGGUCAUGCCGAAGGUUCGUCGCAGCUGCUGCUCCCAGACGCCCUCCUUUCCGCAGAGCUCGCCCUUCUGCAGAAGUCCUUUCAUGUGAACGUCCAGGAUACGAUGAUUGGUGAGCUGCCCCCACAAACCACUGAGACACUGGCUGGCUUCAUUCCUGAAGUGUCUGUAGCUUAUCCCAAGUCAAAGCCCUUGACAACCCAGAUCAAGAUAAAGAAGCCUCCCAAGGUCACUAUGAAGACAGGCAAGAGCCUGCUACACUUCCACGGCACCCUAGAGAUGUUUGCGGCUUGGCAGAGGGGCAAGGCUCCAAUGUCCCUCUUUCUCCUAGAAGUGCACUUCAAUCUGAAAGUCCAGUACUCAGUGCGUGAGAACCAGCUGCAGAUGGCCACCUCUUUGGACAGAUUACUGAGCUUGUCCCGGAAGUCCUCAUCGAUUGGCAACUUCAAUGAGAAGGAAUUAACUGGCUUCAUCACCGACUAUCUCGAAGAAGCCUACAUCCCAGUUGUCAAUGAUGUGCUCCAAGUGGGGCUUCCACUCCCGGACUUUCUGGCCAUGAAUUACAACCUGGCUGAGCUGGAUGUAGUGGAGAAUGCUCUGAUGCUGGAUUUGAAGCUUGGCUGA
Molecule: messenger RNA, 1362 nt
Organism: Rhinopithecus roxellana (golden snub-nosed monkey)
Lineage: Eukaryota; Metazoa; Chordata; Mammalia; Primates; Cercopithecidae
Gene: BPIFB6
Product: BPI fold containing family B member 6
Exons: 15
Coding region: 1-1362 (453 amino acids)
Molecular function (GO): lipid binding
Source: RefSeq, a predicted model, not a curated record